GAAACCACUGAGCCACUCAGGCGCCCCAUUAAAUGAGGUUUUAGAGAUACAGUUCCGUCCAUGCAAGUGGUCACUACCCCAUGCUGCAGCUAAGUGACGGGGCUUAUGGCUUCUCUAGAUCACGCAGGGCCAGGAAGAGGGCCCAGCUGCGCUCCGAGGUUGGGUGGGGGCGGUCCUCAGCCUGUCUCCUCUAGACCCCACCCCCAACACCCUCAAGAGCCUCCACCUGCCUUUCUGACCCUUGUGAACCGCUCCCUGGAGAUCAAACCCAUCCCCCAGCCGACGUGCCGGGGGGUCUUUACCGUGGUGGGGGGGCUCUCUGGGCUGUGGCUGGACAAGCAGGUGCGGAAUUCCUGGGGACGUCUGUGCUGUGGCCCCGUCUCAGGCCGCAGCGCUGCAGGGUCUGGACAGCAGAGCCCACGUGGGGCCUCCUGGGGAGUCCCUGGCUCCUUGGGAAACGGUUCCCGUCCGGUAGGACCUGCGGCCUUGAGCUCAGAAGCGCGGUCAUGUCGGCGCCGGCCGCGUGCUGUCUCUCAGAGACUCGAGAGCCAAGCCCACCAGACAGAUCGGUGAGACCAGAAGCCCGUGAAUGUGUUGCUCAAAACCAGGGACACGACAGACUCCCCGACAGCCCGCCCUAAGACAGGUGCAGCUCUUCAUCCCGAAGUCGCCGAGGGCGGCUGGAGUCUGAACUCGAAAACGACGCCAACGGAAGGUCUAGCGGCGUCAGAAAACACUGUACGUGACGGGUUUUCCGUGAGGAAGUAAACGAAUGGCCCGUGGGACACCGCCGUUCGUGGUGCCCAGCUCCGCAAAUGUCCGUCCUGGAUGGACACCAGGGCCCCGCACGGACCCUCCUUAAGUAAAUCCAGUCCUCUCAAGGCUUCGGAACGAGGUGGGGGCACUGGGACGCCUGGCAGAGAAGGACCCCGUGCUCCGAUGGGCGAGAGAGAUCCACGGAAAGAGGGAUGGGUUUUCCCCUUCCCGUGAGGCGGUCAGUCCUCUCUGCAAGAAGACGGGUGCCGUCUCUCCGGGACCCCCGAGCUCUCGCCGCUGGGAGCCGCGGUUUCUGGCGAGGACACGGUGUCUGCUGGCGACCGGGCGGUGGCUCCAUAAAUGAGGUCAUCCAGCUCCUCAAAGCUGGGAAAGCUAAGGAAGUGUCCUACAACGCACUAGCCUCCCACAUAAUUUCGGAAGACGGGGACAAUCCUGAGGUUGGAGAAGCUCGGGAAGUCUUUGAUUUACCUGUAGUUAAGCCAUCCUGGGUGAUUUUGUCCGUUCAGUGUGGAGCUCUUCUGCCAGUAAAUGGUUUUUCUCCAGAGUCCUGUCAGAUUUUUUUUGGAAUCACUGCCUGCCUCUCCCAGGUGUCGUCUGACGACAGGAGUGCCCUGUGGGCUCUGCUCACCUUCUACGGCGGGGGGUGCCAGCUGCAGCUCAACAAGAAAUGCACGCAUCUGGUCGUUCCCGAGCCGAAGGGGGAGAAGUACGAGUGUGCGUUGAAGAGAGCAAGCAUUAAGAUCGUGACCCCUGACUGGGUCCUGGAUUGCAUAUCAGAAAAAACCAAAAAGGACGAAGCAUUUUAUCAUCCUCGACUCAUUAUUUAUGAAGAAGAGGAGGAGGAGGAAGAAGAGGAGGAGGAGGAGGUAGAAAAUGAGGAGCAGGAGUCCCCAAAUGAGGGUAGUUCGGAGGGAAAAUCCAGCCCUGCCAGCUCUCAAGAAGGAUCUCCUUCCGGGGACCAGCAGUUCUCACCCAAAUCCAACACCGAAAAGUCUAAAGGGGAGUUGAUGUUUGAUGAUUCUUCAGACUCGUCACCCGAGAAACAAGAGAGGAAUUUAAACUGGACGCCCGCUGAGGUCCCACAGCUGGCUGCGGCGAAACGCAGACUGCCCUCGGGGAAGGAGCCUGGCCUCAUUAACUUGUGCGCCAACGUGCCCCCCGUCCCGGGCAACAUCUUACCUCCCGAGGUCCGGGGCAGCCUCCUGGCCCCGGGACAGAAUCUCCAAAGUUCGGACAGAUCGGAAAUGAUCGCUACUUGGAGUCCGGCUGUGCGGACCCUGAGAAACAUCACUAACAACGCCGAUCUCCAGCAGAUGAGCCGACCGUCAAAUGUUGCUCACAUCUUACAGUCCCUUUCUGCACCUACAAAAACCUUAGAGCAGCAGGUGAAUCACAGCCAGCAGGGCCACGCGAACGCCAACGCGGUGCUCUUCGGCCCGGUGAAGGUGGCUUCCGAGCCGCACCUGCCGCAGCCGCCGCAGCCACCGCCCCCGCCCCCGCCGCACCCGGUGCUGCACCUUCCCGCCCAGCAGCUCCUGCAGCUCCAGCCGCAGCCGCAGAUCGCCCAGCAGCCGUACCCGCAGCCGCCGCCGCACCCCUUCCCCCCACAGCCGCUGCCCUUCCCCCAGCAGCAGCUGCACCGGCCCCAGCAGCCCCUGCAGCCCCUGCAGCCGCAGCCGCAGCACGUCCUGCAGCAGCAGCUGCACCAGCUCCAGCAGCACCAGCUCCAGCAGCAGCAGCUGCACCAGCUCCAGCAGCAGCUCCAGCUCCAGCGCCUGCAGCAGCAGCCGGCCCCGCUGCCGCAUGCGCCCGGCCAGCCGGCCCAGGCCGCGCAGCACCCGGCGCAGCCCCCGCACCAGCCCCCGCACCAGCCCCUUCAGCAGCACCAGCCCCCGCCGCCGCAGCCGCCCCCGCCGUCCCAGCAGCCCCAGCACCAGCUCUUUGGACACGACCCAGCCGUGGAAAUUCCGGAAGAAGGCUUCUUACUGGGAUGCGUGUUUGCGAUUGCGGACUACCCGGAGCAGAUGUCUGACAAGCAGCUGCUGGCCACCUGGAAGCGGAUAAUCCAGACGCAUGGUGGCGCCGUGGACCCCACGUUCUCCAGCCGGUGCACACACCUGCUGUGCGAGAGUCAGGUCAGCGGGAUGUACGCGCAGGCGAUCAGGGAGAGGAAGAGGUGUGUCACGGCGCACUGGCUGAACAUGGUCCUAAAGAAGAAGAAGCUGGUGCCGCCUCACCGCGCCCUCCACUUCCCUGUGGCCUUCCCCCCGGGCGGAAAGCCCUGCUCUCAGCACAUUAUUUCUGUGACUGGAUUUGUCGACAGUGACAGAGACGACCUGAAGUUGAUGGCUUACCUGGCGGGCGCCAAGUACACGGGCUACCUGUGCCGCGGCAACACGGUGCUCAUCUGCAAGGAACCCACCGGUUUGAAGUAUGAAAAAGCCAAGGAGUGGAGGAUACCGUGUGUGAACGCCCAGUGGCUUGGCGACAUCCUCCUGGGGAACUUCGAGGCGCUGAGGCAGGUCCACUACGGCCGCUACACGGCAUUCAAUCUGCAGGAGCCCUUCGCCCCGACUCCGCACUUGGUUUUCAAUCUUCUGGAUGCUUGGAGAGUCCCGUUGAAAGUGUCGGCCGAGCUGCUAAUGGGCGUGCGGCUGCCUCCCAAGCCGAAAGCGAGUGACGUGACGGCCCAGCCUUCCUCCAAGAGAGCCAGAAUCGAAGAUAUACCGCCUCCCACCAAAAAGUUAACACCAGAAUUGACCCCUUUUGUGCUUUUCACUGGAUUUGAGCCUGUCCAGGUUCAACAGUAUAUUAAGAAGCUCUACAUCCUGGGGGGCGAGGUCGCCGAGUCGGCGCAGAAGUGCACGCACCUCGUCGCCAGCAAAGUGACGCGCACGGUCAAGUUCCUGACGGCCAUCUCCGUGGUGCGGCACAUCGUGACCCCGGAGUGGCUGGAGGAGUGCUUCAAGUGUCAGAAGUUCAUCGACCUUGUUUCUCCCACCUGACACAGCGUAGCAGCUCCAUCUAAUUGGCGGAUCAGCUGGCUUUCCCGGUUAGUGAUUUGUCUCUUUGCUGAUCGGACUGUUCUUGGUCGGGGUCAGCCGGCUGGCUGGUGAGCAGACGCGGCUUCUCCGGGUGUGAAGCCUCAUUGCUUUAUGAACAGGACCUUGGGCAGAAACCGCACGUAGCCAGCAAGUCCUGGCGUGUGUCGUCUUGCUCCCCGACCCCUGCCCUGUGCCGUACUUUGGGCAACUGUCAUCAGAGCCCGCUGUGUUAUGCGACCUGGUUGUUACUAUGACAUGAGGAAGAAAUGCUUUCCUGAGCAUGGGACUUUGAUAAGAAGCCUGAAACAUGUGAUGAAACUUGUGAUCUUUGACUUUUGGUAAAUUGGAAGUGUUACCGUAAGAACUGUGAAAGACAGAGUUCUCCUACGUCCUCAAGAUUUGGUGAAACUAUUCCUUGUAAAUUGCUGUCCACUUUCAUAUAUUUAGAAGGAAUCUGUUAGAUCUGUGCAAUUUAUUACCAGCUCCUUGAGUGCAACGAGGCCUGCGGUCGUCAUAUUCACAUUGAAUGUGAUGUGGGUUCUGAGCUGGUCCCCCGGGCCGGAGUUCUCCUUCAGGGUCUGUGAACUCGCUGAAACCAUGUGGAACGGGCAGGGGUGUGGAGAGCAGGUGGGCAGUGGAAGAGGGGCCCAGCUGUCAGUCCAUUUGUUUUCAGGAGCAUAUGACCCCGGAGGCGAAGAUACGCUGUGGAGAAGGAAGUCUGUCUGUCCUGUUGUCUGGCUGUUUUCAGGGAAGAGCAAAUGAAACAGAAUAGCGGGGAUUUCCGUAUUCAGCGGUUUCCCGGGGUGGGGGGUGAGCCGCGGGCAACAUGCCCUUGACCUGCUGCCAGGAGACCUCGGGGGCGGAUCCCGUGCCUGGUCCCCCGCGAGUCUGCACUAUUCUGAGCGGGCGGCUCUGUU
Messenger RNA from Mustela erminea (ermine), 4738 nucleotides. It is a transcript of the gene PAXIP1, whose product is annotated as PAX interacting protein 1. Gene Ontology annotation, cellular component: nucleus. Gene Ontology annotation, biological process: positive regulation of transcription initiation by RNA polymerase II. The coding region runs from base 969 to 3782 and encodes 937 amino acids. The transcript is spliced from 19 exons. The record is from RefSeq and is a predicted model, not a curated record. Lineage: Eukaryota; Metazoa; Chordata; Mammalia; Carnivora; Mustelidae.